Molecule: messenger RNA, 7439 nt
Organism: Poecile atricapillus (Black-capped chickadee)
Lineage: Eukaryota; Metazoa; Chordata; Aves; Passeriformes; Paridae
Gene: GLI2
Product: GLI family zinc finger 2
Exons: 14
Coding region: 95-4681 (1528 amino acids)
Biological process (GO): regulation of transcription by RNA polymerase II; smoothened signaling pathway
Cellular component (GO): nucleus
Molecular function (GO): DNA-binding transcription factor activity, RNA polymerase II-specific; RNA polymerase II cis-regulatory region sequence-specific DNA binding
Source: RefSeq, a predicted model, not a curated record
GGAGGAGCAGCGCUGCUCCGCGGCAACCGCUCGUCUGCUGAAAACUUGCUGCUCCGCUUUUUGGGGUUCCUGAGCUGGAAGAUGCCUGUCUAAGAUGGAAACUUCUGCUUCAACAGCUGCUGGGAAAAAAGAAGGGAAAGGUGCUGUUCUGGAGGGGAAUGGCUUUACAGAGACGGGGAAGAAACCCACUCCUUUAGCAGCAGCAGGAGCAGCAGUGGCACAAGGAGUGCCGCAGCACAUUUUUCCGGCCUUCCACGCUCCUUUGCCAAUUGACAUGCGCCACCAGGAAGGACGAUACCAUUAUGAACCUCACUCUAUCCACGCUAUCCAUGGGCCUCCUCCUCUGAGCGGCAGCCCCGUCAUCUCCGACAUCUCCCUCAUCCGCCUGUCUCCGCACCCUGCUGGGCCUGGCGAGUCACCCUUCAGCCCGCCACACCCCUACGUGGCACCCCACAUGGAGCACUACCUCCGCUCUGUGCACAGCAGCCCCACGCUCUCCGUCAUCUCUGCUGCCAGGGGCCUCAGUCCCGCCGACGUGGCUCAUGAGCACCUGAAGGAACGAGGCCUCUUCGGGCUGCCCCCGCCACCACCGGGAGCCAACCCUGCUGACUAUUACCACCAAAUGACGCUGAUGGCCGGCCACCCAAACCCCUAUGGGGACCUCCUGAUGCAGGGCGGGGGAGCAGCCAGCACAGCCCACCUCCACGAUUACCUCAGCCCCGUUGAUGUGUCCCGGUUUUCGAGCCCACGGGUGACUCCAAGAUUAAGCCGGAAACGAGCCCUGUCUAUCUCCCCGCUCUCUGAUGCCAGCAUUGAUCUCCAGACAAUGAUCAGGACCUCCCCAAACUCUCUUGUGGCGUAUAUCAACAACUCCAGAAGCAGUUCAGCAGCAAGUGGCUCCUACGGCCAUUUAUCUGCCGGGACAAUCAGUCCAGCAUUCAGCUUCCCCCACCCACUUAACCCCGUGACAUACCAGCAGAUUCUGACGCAGCAAAGAGGCCUGAGCUCAGCCUUUGGACACACUCCUCCCCUGAUCCAGCCAUCCCCAACCUUCCCCCCGCGGCAGCACAUGGCAGUCAUCUCUGUGAACCCAUCACCGGCACAGAGCAGCAGCAACAGCAACUGCAUCUCCGACUCCAGCCAGAGCAAGCAGAGCAGUGAGUCGGCCGUGAGCAGCACCGUCAAUCCAGUAAUUAAUAAACGCAGCAAAGUCAAGACUGAAGUUGAGGGCUUGCCCCCAGUGUCCCCAAACACACAGGAGCAUCUGACAGACCUGAAAGAAGAUCUUGAUAAGGAUGAAUGUAAACAGGAGCCUGAGGUUAUUUAUGAGACUAACUGUCACUGGGAAGGCUGCACAAAGGAAUAUGACACUCAGGAGCAGCUCGUCCAUCACAUCAACAACGAUCACAUCCACGGGGAGAAGAAGGAGUUUGUCUGCCGCUGGCAGGACUGCACACGGGAGCAGAAGCCCUUCAAGGCUCAGUAUAUGUUGGUGGUGCACAUGCGAAGGCACACGGGAGAGAAGCCACACAAGUGCACGUUUGAGGGUUGUUCCAAAGCCUAUUCCCGCCUGGAGAAUUUAAAGACACACCUGAGGUCCCACACUGGAGAAAAACCUUAUGUCUGUGAACACGAAGGCUGCAAUAAAGCCUUUUCCAAUGCCUCGGACAGAGCCAAGCACCAGAACAGGACACAUUCCAAUGAGAAACCCUACGUCUGUAAAAUCCCUGGCUGCACGAAGCGGUACACAGACCCCAGUUCCCUCAGAAAACAUGUGAAGACGGUGCACGGACCUGAUGCUCACGUCACAAAGAAGCAGCGCAAUGAUGUUCACCCGAGGCCACCUCCGCUCAAGGAAAAUGGGGACAAUGAGGCAAGCGCCAAGCAGAGCAGCAAGGUGUCAGAGGAGAGCCCCGAGGCCAACAGCACCACGAGGGGCAUGGAGGAUUGCUUACAAGUCAAAACGAUAAAAACAGAGAAUUCUGUGAUGUGUCAGUCCAGUCCUGGUGGCCAGUCGUCAUGCAGCAGUGAGCCAUCACCCCUUGGCAGCACCAACAACAAUGACAGUGGAGUAGAAAUGAACAUGCACAGCGGGGGAAGUCUGGGAGAUCUGACGGCGUUGGAUGACAACGCUCCUGUCGUGGACUCAACGGUCUCAUCUGGUAACUCGGCAGUCAGCCUGCAGCUAAGGAAACACAUGACGACGAUGCAACGACUUGAACAGCUCAAGAAAGAGAAACUCAAGACAGUUAAGGAUUCCUGCUCAUGGGUGAGCCCAGCUCCACAAGCCAGAAACACCAAGCUGCCUCCCAUCUCAGGAAAUGGUUCUGUUCUAGAAAACAGUGGUGGUUCUUCUGCUAUGCUGCCUAACCCCAGAAUAAUGGAGCUGUCUGUCAACGAGGUUACAAUGCUGAACCAACUCAACGAGCGCCGUGAUAGUACAACAAGCACCGUCAGCUCUGCCUACACUGUCAGCCGCAGAUCCUCAGGGAUCUCCCCGUACUUCUCCAGCCGCCGUUCCAGUGAGGCUUCACAUCUCGGGCACCGCCCCAACAACACAAGCUCUGCUGACUCCUAUGACCCGAUUUCCACGGAUGCCUCCCGCCGGUCGAGCGAGGCAAGCCAGUGCAGCGGGAUGCCGGGUCUGCUGAACCUCACGCCAGCUCAGCACUACAGGCUGAAAGCCAAGUAUGCUGCUGCCACAGGGGGCCCUCCCCCAACUCCCUUGCCAAACAUGGAGAGGAUGACCCUGAAGAACAGGAUCUCGCUUAUGGAUGGACCAGACCCCACCUUGCCCUCCAUCCGCCUCCCACCAGGCCCCAGGCGUUGCAGCGAUGGUAACACCUAUGGCUACCCAUCAGCUCCAGCAUUUCCCCAUGAGGUGCAGGGCAACUGCACAAGACGGGCAAGUGACCCAGUGAGGAGACCUCCUGGAGAUCCCCAGGCUCUUCCACGAGUUCACCGCUUCAACAGCACCAACAGUGUGAACCCCUUCCAUCCUGCACACCCCACGGACAGGAGGAAUUUUGGUCUCCAGAGCUACGGGCGCUCAGAUGGGAGCCUGCCCCGGCACACAUACUCACCCCGGCCGCUGAGCAUCAGUGAAAACAUCACCAUGGAAACCAUGUCUGGGGAGACAGACGUGCCCAUUGGAGAUGAUGACAUUAUGCUGCCAGAUGAUGUGGUACAGUACAUCAAAUCCCAGAGCAAUGGGACAGUGGCCGAGAGCACUUCCAUGGGGUACAGCAAUGAGAUGCAGAACUUCCAAGGCAGUGGGAAGCUGCAGCCUCCAGCCUUGCCCAGCCAGCGCAGGAUGGCAGUGGCUGAGGCAAACAUGAGCCACUUGGGACCCAUGAUGGCAGAGUGUUCCAUGAGUUUUGAUACUUCUUCAGACAUGAAUAAAAAUAACAUGCCUGUCCAGUGGAAUGAAGUCAGCUCGGGCACAGUUGAUAUCAUGUCCAAUCAGUCGAAGCAGCAGUUUUCACAAGGGAACUUAGCGGUGGUCCAGCAGAAGCAGAACUUCGGUCAGUACCAGAACUACAGUCAGCAACAGAUGCAGCUUCCAGACAACAGCAUGAAUGCAACACAGCAGAGCUUUAUGCAGAGAAACAUGGGCAUGGAUGGGCAGAGGCUAAAUUGCAUGCAGCUGCGGCAGCAGCCCAUGAGCCUAGGUCCCAGCAUGAACCCCGAUAUGGGCUUGCACGCGGGGUAUAACCAACCACAUCAGAUGCUGAGCCCCAGUGCAAUCAGUGGCAACCCAAGUCAGAUCUCUCCUAAUUGUAGCAACAUGGCAACGAAGUCUGGACCCCACCUUCACCCUCAGCAAAUGGACAUGGCAACCGAUCCUUCUUUGAUGGUCAGGAGCAACAGUGAGCGCACAGUGCUGGGACAGGUCAUGCACGAACCGAGUCAGCAGAACUACUCAUCUCAGCCAAGCCACCUGAACUUCCCUGUGGCUCAGGAGACCUUUCCUCAGCCCAUCAUGACCUCCAACCAGCCCAGUUUUGAGCCUCAGCAGAGCGUGAUGGGUUCAGCUGCACAGGCAUAUCCACCUGGCAUGAUCCAGCCUCGUCCUCCACCGGAGCCAAACCCGGGCAGCAGACCCCGAGGGGUCCGCACCGCCCAGCAGCUGGGCUACAUGAGAACUCCCCAUCCUUCAAGCACCAUCAGCCCUGGCCAGGAGACGACAGAGGCCAUGCAUAAAAGAACCAGCGACAUGUUGCUGACUCCAGCCCAGCAGUGCGCAGAGGGCACGAGGGACAACAACUUGAUGUACUAUUACGGCCAAAUCCACAUGUAUGAACAGAACAACGGCUUUGAUAACCACGCGGACUGCCGGGUCAGGCAGCAGCAGUGCACACAAAACAGCAAGCCAGCCACUCUGCCUUCCCCAGGAACAAACCAGGUGUCCAGCACAGUGGACUCUCAAGGUCUUGAGCCACCCCAGAUAGAUUUUGAUGCCAUCAUGGAUGAUGGGGACCAUUCGAGCCUGAUGUCGGGAACCCUGAGCCCCAGCAUCCUGCAGAACCUCUCCCAGAACUCCUCUCGCCUGACGACUCCACGAAACUCUCUGACACUGCCCACUAUACCUGCAGGGAUAAGCAAUAUGGCAAUAGGUGAUAUGAGCUCCAUGCUAACCACGCUGGCGGAAGAGAGUAAAUUUCUAAACAUGAUGUCGUAACGGUAAAGCACAAGGCCUUGGUGCCAUCCAAGGGGCUCUGCGUGAAGCAGUUGUAUGAAUGUGCUUUUCAGAAAUAAUCUGUUUCAAUAGAGUAGGGUUUUUUAUAAGUGUUAAAUACGUUAAAGGAUUUCAAAAUGAAAAUUUUAAAAAGUCUGUGUACAUAAUUAUGUAAACUAUAUGCAGGCAGUUCAGUACCACAAGGGUGCACCUCUAGUAUUAUAUUUUUGGCUUGAUUUCCCAGAGCACUGAACGGUAUCACCACCAAGCUAGGAGACAGCAUGAGGGUGAUUAGAGAUGAAGCCCUCCCUUCUGGGAAGCCCUGUAAAUAGCACUCCCCAUCAUUUUCCGUUAGUUACAUUUGCAAAAAUAAUUCCAUUUUCAACCCGCCCCAGAAAGAAAUGGGAGGAUGCAGUUUUGGUUAGAAUAAAAGCCAUACUACAUAUUCUGCUCUGAUGAGAGUAGGGUUUAGUUAUAUCUCCAAACAAGCCCUCUGCCAGCAGUAUUGUUUUAUACCGUAAAUACCUUUGUACCUUGCAAAGAGCGACGUUUCCAAACAGCUUCUCAGCAAAGUGCCUUACCAUGCUUUCUUGUUAAGUAGCCAAGGCCUCUCUUCCUUUAAAAAUCAAAUAUAGUGUAUUGUCAGAAGCGUAUAUAAAAUGUACAUUUAUAAAAACAUAGUGGUGUUUCUGAGCAAACAUUGGAAAGACACAUUGAUGAGACACAUAAAAGGUGAAUGCACACUUUGAUCAGAUGUGUUUACAACGUGGUUUAUAUCAUGUGCAGAGUGGAGCAGAGGCCUGAGAACAGCAAUCACUGGGAAAUAAUCCCCCGUGGCAGGAAGGCUCUGGCAUGCAGACUGACACACAUGCAUAACUUUGCACCUUCUGAACAUAGUGACUUUCUGCAAGUGCCCCACAUUCAUCUUUAAUGUCAGAGUGCUGGAGCACACAUUACUAUAUCCCUAUGCAGCUUUUCAGCAGCUUUGCUCUCUGGUGGGUUUUCCAUGCUGAGGUGCUCACAUAAACAAGUGAUGGUGGUGGAGAGAGUUUUACGGUCGUUCCAGCGCAGUGUGCACUGUGGCAGUACUGGGGGAACAGGUUAAUCUGCCAGGGUUCAGCUGUGUGAUGUGCUCAGUGCAGGGUUCUGCCUGGGCUCCAUACAUACAAAAGGUGCCUGGCUGCACUGCUGUGGGGCCAAGCAAAGCCAAAACACCCUGCCCCACAAGCAGGCUUGUUGGCAUGCACCCAGUGCUAGCUUAACAUGUCCCACAUCAUGAAAAACACUGCUGUAUCUGAAAAAUAUACCACAGUCAACCUGAGUUGUUUGUUUGACUGGCAGACUGCACCUGCAGCACUAAACGUGUGUAUAGUUUCAAAACAGGUAUUUGAGUCAGAAUAGUAGCUUGGUCAGUGAGAAUCUCCUGGAACCAUCAUUGAGGGAAGAGAUAGGAGGAGCAGGGCCUCCUGAAGCCAAAUUCCCUGCCAGAAUAUACUGCUCAUAAUAGUGAUCAUCUGUUUCCAAGACACUCCCACCUGCCUGUAAGUUGAUCUUUGUUGCAUUAUUUAUUUUUGCUGUCAUUAGAAAAAAGGGUGGAAGCAGUGGGGUGCAUGUACUUGGGAGGAGAUCUUGCUUAACUUCAGACUGUGUUGGACAAGGACAGCUCCUUCAUCCCACUCUCAUAGCCUCAAAUACUUUGUACCCAUAUGUUGGAGGGCAGGGAACAAGUGUGACAUCCUGCCCAGGUUCUUACAGCUGGACUGAGUAAGCAUCUGUAGAGCUCCACUCUUUCCUGUCCAUCUCCCUGUCAUAUCAGUGAGAUGUUCUCAUUUGCACCUGACUCUGACCCCUGCACAGGACCAGGACAGCUCUAUAAAGGUGUUUUCUGGUGUCUUUGCUUUCCUUUUGCACAAACUGAUGUCAGGAUCACUCUUCCCAGUAUGAGCAGGGGCUGACAUGAAAAUGCUACCUCCAGGCAAACUCUGUGAUAUCAAAUAGGCAGGAGCUGUGCUUGGCAGGGGUGGCUCAGGACAGCUUUGCUGCCAGGUAGCCCAGGGUACGGCUGGUGUAGGGAGGUGCUUGCUGCUCAGCAUCCUGCACUCUCAUCCAUCCUCAUCCCAAAUGCACAGGGUGCACACAGGGUGCUCUCAGCCCUGCCCUUCACCCCUCAAUGACUCCUGCUGAUGUCCAGGGUGCAUGAGGACAGGGAAGCAAAGCAAGGUGCCUGGCUGUUUAUUUGUGUCUCCUGUGAAAGUUGUGUUUAAAAGGAUUGUUUUAUAGUCUGCUGUAUAUAUUCUUCUGCAGUUAUGGACCUUGCCCUUGCCUUUGCAUUUAUGAAAAGAGGGCAGUACGUGUUUUAGGACAUUGUAUGUUGUCCUGGAUGCUUGAAAUACAACUGGGCAUCCCUUGUUCUGAGAUGGAUCAGGCUUUUGUGUGUCCUUUUAUUGUUGAUCUGGCUUUUUUAACAGCUGCAUAGGGCAACAAUGGCUCCUGAGUCCCUCCUCACAGAUAUCUCAUUAGCAAAAGUUCAAAUACAGAAGCAAAACCAAAUCUCCAAUGACUUGAGAUUUUUUGGACUUUUCCGUGGUGGUCUUCCUUCAUUUACUGAAAAAGUAUUAUAAUAAUCUUUCCAGCACUGUAUAUAUUAUGUAUAGAAGACAUCAUUACUAAAAGUACUGUAGGUGAAUUGUUCUGUCAAAUUUAUAUCUUAAGAACAUUUUUAGCUGUUUUCUACAUCAUAAGAAUGGAGGUAACAUGCUGA